Perognathus longimembris pacificus (Pacific pocket mouse) is the source of this 2835-nucleotide messenger RNA. RefSeq names its product vav guanine nucleotide exchange factor 1 (gene Vav1). Lineage: Eukaryota; Metazoa; Chordata; Mammalia; Rodentia; Heteromyidae. Gene Ontology annotation, molecular function: guanyl-nucleotide exchange factor activity; protein binding. Gene Ontology annotation, cellular component: cytoplasm. Gene Ontology annotation, biological process: cell migration; regulation of GTPase activity; intracellular signal transduction. The record is from RefSeq and is a predicted model, not a curated record.
GGCGAGGGGAGCAGGCGGGCGGGCGGCGGGAGCCGGGCGCGCCGGGUCGCAGGCAUGGAGCUGUGGCGGCAGUGCGCGCACUGGCUCAUCCAAUGCCGGGUGCUGCCCCCCAGCCACCGGGUGACCUGGGAGGGGGCCCAGGUGUGCGAGCUGGCGCAGGCCCUGCGCGACGGCGUCCUGCUGUGCCAGCUGCUCAACAACCUGCAGCCCCAUGCCAUCAACCUGCGCGAGGUCAACCUACGCCCCCAGAUGUCUCAGUUCCUGUGCCUUAAGAACAUCCGGACUUUCCUGUCCACGUGCUGUGAGAAAUUUGGCCUCAAGAGGAGCGAGCUCUUCGAGGCCUUUGACCUUUUCGAUGUGCAGGAUUUUGGAAAGGUCAUCUACACCCUGUCUGCUCUAUCCUGGACCCCGAUUGCUCAGAACAAGGGGAUCAUGCCCUUCCCCACGGAGGAGGACACUGUGGGGGACGAGGGCAUCUACAACGGCCUCUCUGACCAGAUUGAUGACACGGCGGAGGAGGACGAGGACCUGUACGACUGCGUGGAGAACGAGGAGGCGGAGGGCGACGAGAUCUACGAGGACCUGAUGCGCUUGGAGCCCGCGCCCACGCCGCCCAAGAUGACCGAAUACGACAAGCGCUGCUGCUGCCUGCGCGAGAUCCAGCAGACGGAGGAGAAGUACACGGACACGCUGGGCUCCAUCCAGCAGCACUUCAUGAAGCCCCUCCAGCGGUUUCUCAAACCCCAAGACAUGGAGAUCAUCUUUGUCAACAUCGAGGAGCUGCUUCACGUACACACCCACUUCCUAAAGGAGAUGCACGAGACACUGGCCACCUCAAGAGCACCUACCUUGUACCAGGUUUUCAUCAAAUAUAAGGAGAGGUUCCUUGUCUAUGGCCGCUACUGCAGUCAGGUGGAGUCAGCCAGCAAGCACCUGGAGCAGGUGACCGCGGCCAGGGAGGACGUGCAGAUGAAGCUGGAGGAAUGUUCUCAGCGGGCCAACAACGGUCGCUUCACCCUGCGGGACCUGCUGAUGGUGCCCAUGCAGCGGGUGCUCAAGUACCACCUCCUCCUUCAGGAGCUGGUGAAGCACACCCAGGACCCCACCGAGAAGGACAACCUGCGGCUGGCCCUGGAUGCCAUGAGGGACCUGGCACAGUGUGUGAAUGAAGUCAAGAGGGACAACGAGACCCUGCGGCAGAUCACCAACUUCCAGCUGUCCAUUGAGAACCUGGACCAGUCCCUGGCUAACUACGGCCGGCCCAAGAUUGACGGGGAACUCAAGAUCACCUCGGUGGAAAGGCGCUCCAAGACCGACAGGUACGCCUUCCUGCUGGACAAAGCUCUGCUCCUCUGCAAACGCCGCGGUGAUUCCUACGACCUCAAGGCCUCCCUGAACCUGCACAGCUUCCAGGUUCGAGAUGACUCCUCGGGGGAGCGAGACAACAAAAAGUGGACCCACAUGUUUCUCCUGAUUGAGGAUCAAGGAGCCCAAGGCUAUGAGCUGUUCUUCAAGACUCGGGAACUGAAGAAGAAAUGGCUGGAGCAGUUUGAGAUGGCCAUCUCCAACAUCUACCCAGAGAAUGCCACUGCCAGCGGGCACGAUUUCCAGAUGUUCUCCUUCGAGGAGACCACUUCUUGCAAGGCCUGCCAGAUGCUGCUGAGGGGUACCUUCUAUCAGGGCUACCGCUGUCACCGGUGCCGGGCUCCGGCACACAAGGAAUGUCUGGGGCGGGUCCCUCCGUGUGGCCGCCAUGGGCAAGAUUUGGCUGGAACGAUGAAAAAAGACAAGCCACACCGCAGGGCACAGGACAAGAAGAGGCACGAGCUGAGCUUGCCUAAGAUGGAGGUGUUCCAGGAGUACUACGGCCUUCCUCCACCCCGAGCCUUCGGACCAUUUUUACGGCUUAACCUUGGUGAUAUUGUGGAGCUCACCAAGGCUGAGGCUGAGCAGAACUGGUGGGAGGGGAGGAAUACGGCCAGCAAUGAAGUGGGCUGGUUUCCCUGUAACCGGGUUAAACCCUACGUGCAUGGGCCCCCUCAGGACCUGACGGUGCAUCUCUGGUACGCUGGGCCCAUGGAGCGGGCAGGCGCCGAGGGCAUCCUCACCAAUCGCUCGGACGGGACCUACCUAGUGCGGCAGAGGGUGAAGGACUCGGCCGAGUUCGCCAUCAGCAUCAAGUACAAUGUGGAGGUCAAGCACAUUAAAAUCAUGACAUCAGAAGGACUGUACCGAAUCACCGAGAAGAAGGCUUUCCGGGGGGUUCCGGAACUGGUGGAAUUCUACCAGCAGAAUUCCCUCAAGGACUGCUUCAAGUCGCUGGACACCACCUUGCAGUUCCCCUACAAGGAACCGGAGAGGAGGGCCGUCAGCAAGGCGCCGGCUGGAAGCAUGAAGUAUUUUGGCACCGCCAAAGCCCGCUACGACUUCUGCGCCCGGGACCGGUCGGAGCUGUCCCUUAAGGAGGGCGAUGUCAUAAAGAUCCUGAGCAAGAAGGGGCAGCAGGGCUGGUGGCGAGGCGAGAUCUAUGGCCGGGUGGGUUGGUUUCCUUCUAAUUACGUGGAGGAAGAUUAUUCCGAAUACUGCUGAGCCCAGCUGUUCCUGUGACAGGAGAGACUGAGGGCUUGGAGCCCAGGACGUUGGGGGGCCCAGGGGCUGAGACAGGUUCCCCAGAGGGGACAGUCUGCAUGGACGGUGGAGGGCCAGUGCCCGUCCUGCUGGCAGGGGCUCCGGGCACCAUGCCGUGUACGGUUAAUUUAUCACACACUCAUUGCCUCUUGGGGCCUCUGAGAAGGGGGGCAGGGGCUCCCGCUUUAAUAAAAUGAUGGAUGUGGG